Micropterus salmoides (largemouth bass) is the source of this 5348-nucleotide messenger RNA. RefSeq names its product serine/threonine-protein kinase DCLK1-like. The transcript has 7 exons. Gene Ontology annotation, biological process: photoreceptor cell development; intracellular signal transduction; retina development in camera-type eye. The record is from RefSeq and is a predicted model, not a curated record. Gene Ontology annotation, molecular function: protein kinase activity; ATP binding. Lineage: Eukaryota; Metazoa; Chordata; Actinopteri; Centrarchiformes; Centrarchidae. Bases 169 to 1227 code for a protein of 352 amino acids. Gene Ontology annotation, cellular component: axoneme.
AUAGAAGCACACGUUACCACCAUCCCUUGUCAGCGACAAAGCUCACUGAACUCUUUUUUUCUCCACAUACUGGGAAAUAAAACACCAGUCAGACUGGAGGUGACCGUCAAAGAAGCGUUAAUUGCUCGCGUAGACAGUACAGCCGUACUUGUGAGCCUCAGCAGCGAGAUGGAGAUGGAGCAUUUCGACGACCGGGACAAAGGUCAGAGACACAGCCGGUCCAGUGCGAAGAUGAACGGGAUGCUGAGUCCCACGCACAGCGCCCACUGCAGCCUGUACCGGACCCGGACCCUGAAGACGCUGACCGCGGAGAAGAGAGCUAAGAAGGUCCGCUUCUACCGCAACGGAGACCGGUACUUCAAUGGGAUAGUGUACGCCAUCUCUACAGACAGGUUCCGGACUUUUGACGCCCUGCUUGCGGACCUGACCCGCUCCCUGUCCGACAACGUCAACCUGCCACAGGGCGUCCGGACCAUCUACACCCUGGAUGGCUCCAAGAAGAUCACCACUAUUGACCAGCUGGUAGAAGGUGACAGCUACGUGUGCAGCUCCAUCGAAGCGUACAAAAAGUUGGAUUACACAAAAAACGUGAACCCCAACUGGUCGGUGAACGUCAAGGCCUCCGCUGCGUCCUCCCGCGGGCCUCCUUCCCUGGGCAGCGCCAUGGCCGGUGCCCCCGAGAGCCGCGAAAUCAAGGACUUCAUUCGUCCAAAGCUUGUGACAGUGGUGCGGAGCGGUGUGAAGCCCCGCAAAGCUGUGAGGAUCCUGCUGAACAAGAAAACGGCCCAUUCCUACGAACAAGUCCUGACCGACAUCACCGAUGCCAUCAAGCUCGACUCUGGAGUGGUGAAGAAGAUCUACACCCUGGAGGGAAAACUGGUGUCCUGUCUGCAAGACUUCUUUGGCGAUGAGGACAUUUUUGUGGCGUGUGGACCGGAGAAGUUCCGCUACCAAGAUGACUUGAUGCUGGAUGAGAGCGAGUGUCGUGUGGUGAAGUCGGUGAACUAUGGGAAGAUGUCUGGCUCUCUGAGCCGAAGCUCCCCCAGGACCGCCGUCCAAUUACAACGCAGCAAGUCCCCUGCAUCGGUGAACGGGACGCCGGCCAGUCAGCUGUCCACUCCUCAUUCGGGAAAAUCUCCCAGCCCCUCCCCGACUAGCCCGGGCAGCCUCAGCCGACGCCGGGAAAAGGACAAAGCUGUGACUGAGCAUAGGCCGACCACAUCUUAAGUCACUAGAAUUUGAAGAAACCACAACAUCCCAACAUCUUUAGUGUCUCAGAAGGGGGUGGGGCAUUGACCUUUGACCUCAUGCAGUGCCGAUCUGGGAUUUCCAAGAAUGGCAGGCUCAUGUUAGGAUUCACUAAUGUUAACUUUUAUCCAGUGUUAAUAGUUUUCAAGGGCAUUUUCUCCUUCCAUGCAGAUUGUCUGUCACAUUCCCACAUAAUGCUGACCCAUAGCUCUUCGUUCCUCAUGGAGAACUUUGGUAGUGAAACGAUGAAUGAUGCUAUCACUGACUUUUAGAGAUCUGUCAGUCAGUAAUUUGUGCAAUAUCUCGUCUAAAGAUGGGACAGAUCAUUGGCUUUGUGAGCAGCCUGCUCAAAUCUUCAUGUCUGUUUUUGUUCUGCAAAAAUUGGUUUGGAUUCCCUGUUAGCCACCAAGAAGUGUGUUGCAUUUUAUUUAAAAGAAAAAGAAAAAAAAAAAAAAUCCAAUCAGUACCGACUGCUGAUCUAGGAUUAGUUUUUUUAUCAAGUCAUGUCAUUUUGUACAUGUUCUUUUGUGAAAGGAAUUUAGAAUUUUAUACUAGUAAAUCAGAUUAUUCCAGCCAUUGUUUCCUUUUUGUUAUUAAUUCUGUCAUUGGCCUGGGUUUAAAAACAAAAACAUGUUCAAACAUUUAAACUGAGAAUCAUAAUCUGUUUUCUGUAGCUAACAGGGGAGAAAGAGGAUCUGAGAUGCAAACACACUGUGUACACUGUAAAGCUGAUAGUUGCUAGAGAAAAUACUACUGUGCAGAGAGGGAGCAUGCAACUCAAAUGGAAAAAAACUUUGAAUUCCACAUUAGAGACGGCUGAGUUCAUGUGCAGGGUGCUGUGUGUUUGUGUGCAUGUAUGUGCUUUUGUAUGUAUGCGUUCAAGAUCAAAGGAUUUGUUAAUCCAGCCCUUGACAGUGAUGAUGGUGAACUUUUAAUAUCAGCCUCAAUCCUAAUCAGACCCCGUUUGCUCACAGCUGCUCUUUAAUUUUAAGGAACUCUAAGCCCGCUGCUGAUUUAGUUCCUUCUCCCUCGUAAACAAACACUCAUCCGCUCACCUCACCCUUUUACAUUUACAGACAGACACAGCAAUAUAUGUGAACCUGCGAUGUAUUUGUCAUCCCUCCCACCUGCACAUGUGUUGUGUUUAUACUGGCUUAGACCAGCUGGAAGUGUGUACCUGAAAGUAGGAGUGUAGCUAUGAUUUAUUUUGUAAUUAUUUAUCUAUUUAUUGGUGCUGUUUAUUGGUAUGUUAUUAUGAGAAUUAUGUCUAUACAUAAACGAGUGUGUUAUAGCUGCGUGUAUAACUGUCCACACUAAAAUUAGCAUAGCAUAAAGAAUUCAUUUCUUGGGUUCAGUUGCUUCAGUUUUGUGCUACAUUUGAUAUGCCAAGAAGAAUAAAUGGAUGGUGGAGAGUCUGGCCCUUAGGCUUCUGAAUCCGUCAGUGAUGAGGUUACAUUGAUGCGAUAUGAAGGUCAGCCAGGGCAAUAGAAACAGAACAGAUUUGGGUUGUAGCCACUGAGAACAGAGCAAGUUGCACUGGAGCUUCCACAAUCAUCAGAAUAAUGGAAGUGGGUCACCAUAGAUUUCAGCGUCGAAAGGGAAAGAGGUUGGCGAGUACACACAUUUAAUACGCUCUCUUUUCUUCCUGCCUACUUCUCUCUCUGAAUGAACACAUGCGGGGCGGUUAAUGUAGACUAUUACAGUGCUCAGUUUGUGCUGCUCCCUUCUUUCCUCCCAGAUAAUUUCCACAGUUUCAGAGAGAGAUCCCGAAAAAGUACGGGGUUGGAGGGGGAGAGUGGCUCUCUACAUUCAACCACCAUUUGUGCUUCCGUCCACUUUUCUCAUCAGAAAUUAGCCUUCACAAAUUAGCUUUGUAGUGCAAUUCUGACCUCAGUGACACUGCUAUUAAAUUCUAGUUUUGCAGAGUUUCACAAGUUGAGUGUGUAUUUCUCCAGUCUUUGUACUUGCUGACACUCUAUACUAAGCCUGCAAUGGCUUGGCUGGAAGGAAGGGAGGAAGCCUCACAGGCCAUUAUCUCUUCUCGCCACUCUGCAGCUUCACACUCUUAGCUAUAUGAUGGUGUAUUUCUCUCCUCUACUUCUUACUUUUCCCAUCCCACCCCUGUUAGCGAUUCUCCCUCUGUCCCAUCCCUCCCUGACAGUUUCUCAUUUCAUUCCAUCUCUCACCCAUUACCCCCACCCAGUCAGCUCCGCCGUCUCACUUCCCCAUAUGAAAGGGUAUUAACGUCACAGGGAGUAAAUUAUAUUCCAUUAUUUCCCUUGUAGAUGAAUUCUAAGCUUCUUUGAGAAGUAUGUGCCGAGUUUCUGACACUAUAUUUGCACAUUUUCUCUCCUACUAUGUCAUAUCUGUGUAAACGUGCAUGAAUAAUCAUAAAUAUUGAGUAGAGUACACACAUCCAAAUCUUUUUAUUGUUAUGCUUACAAUGGCAAGCGAGUAGCUUUCUCACACUUGCGCCUAAAAUGCACAAUGCAAUUUAACUAUACCAUGACUCAGAAAUGACCCCUUUUCCAUGAAAUAAAACUAUAAUUUUAACAGUUCUCAAAAGAACGCCCGGGGUUCAAAAAUGACUGAAAUCUGCCUGUAAAGUAUUGCCCAGUAAUCUUGUCUAAGCAGCCAAAGAGCAUCACAGACCUACAACGAGGCCUGCAUUUAAAUAGUUCACCUCACUGGACCCUGCACACUUAAACACUUAGAGGCACUUUGCUGCCUGAUGUAGGUUGCUCGCAUAGCUGAGACCAUCACAGCUUAUUUCCCCGAGGGGAAAACACAGACAUAGCUUUGCACUGUGGCUUUUUCUUACUUUCCCUUUCAUAUGUACAUAGACUCAAGCACUCAGACAUGCACAUACCGUCAUAGCAUUUGUCAACAGAAUCACUUAUAUGUUAAUGUAUGUAUGAAAAACGUGUUUUAUACAUUUGGUGCACACUAGUAUGAGAUUUAUGAACAGAAGAAUGAAAGAAUGGCCUAUAUCCAUGAAAUCAGGCAUCCCCCUCUUCUCCUUUGCACUUCUAAAUAGUCCUUUCAGGGCCACUAAGAGCAGCCUAGCUAUCCAUACUUAUAUUGCUUUAAUAUUUUAUUUGAAACCUCACACAGCCUACGUUUGUUUUCUGUCAAUAUCCACUCUAAAGCACAUACAAUUGAAUUUUUUGAACUGGCGAGGUCACAUCUCCUCACUGUCUGUUUGCUCCAUUAGAUGUGAAAAACACAGGGGACGGGGAAAUAAAUCAUAUUUAAAAAAACAAACAAAACAAACAAUACGCAGUAGUGGUGACCUACAGAUUGAAGGCAGUGAUGCCAAUCCAACAGCUGUGAGACAGUCAGGUAGCUGUUUGUGAGUGUGUGAGAGAAAGAAAGCACUAAUCAUCAGCCAUAACAUGUCACAUGUACAUCCUCCUCUCACCACCACUGAGUCAUUCGUGUCCAUAAUCCAUUGAAUUGCAUGCUCCAUCUCUCUAUCCUCUCGGUCCAUAUUUUGUGUUGGGUGAUUCAUAAUUAGAGAUAGAGAGAGAGAAGACUGAAGGAGAACUUGAAUGUCCUAAUUAUUGUCUCAUCUCAUUCACGUGAGUGUCGCUAUUAAAGAUUGUAUUUGUUAUGUGGCUGUAUUACAUUUCUAAUUUUACGUUGUGUCGGUGUCAUUAGAUGGCUUGUCCAGUUUUGUUCCUGUACCUGCCAAAAAGACUGGGCUGCAGCACAUGAGGAAACUGUGGAAGAUGCAAUUUUGAAGCGUAAACAUUGUUUCUUGAACAUUUUAGUCCUUCAAAUGAUUCCAAUCCGGCUCAUAUUUACAUAUCUAAAUCUCUAUCUAAUGCAUCUAAAAAUUGGUAACAUUACAUUUUUAGAGGGAUUCAGUGUUGUUGUUGUUUUUUUUUGACAUAAUUUACACACAUGGAAGAUCUGCUAAUGUGAAAAAUUGCACGUGUGAUCUACUCACAGGCAAAUAACCAUCAUCUACAUAUUGUGAUUUUUGUCAUGUAAGGCUGCCAGCUCUUCUUGGCUCAUUUGUUUCUGUUUGUAUUUUCUUUGCUUAAUGUAUUAAAUUUCCAUUUGUUGAUGUCAUCAUUAAACUCAUUGUCAUUUCA